Caenorhabditis auriculariae is the source of this 7993-nucleotide messenger RNA. Lineage: Eukaryota; Metazoa; Nematoda; Chromadorea; Rhabditida; Rhabditidae. The record is from the annotation of a GenBank genome assembly.
AUGCGGUGGAUCUUGAAUUCUCUACUUUUUCUUCUCUUCAGAAGUUCACACCAGGAUAAUAAUUCUACGGUGAGAUUUUUCGAUUCGAAAUUAAAAUAUUGAUCAUUUGAUCUUUAUCAAACUGGAAACUUUUCUUUUUUCUCUUUUUGAUAUCGUUAGUGAUCCCGAGCUGGUGGAAAAUUUGGAUUAAAAAAAAACUUUAAAAAGAAAAUAUUUAUAUUUCUAUCCACUAUCUUUGCUUUGAUUUUUAUAUUUCUUUUUCUUUUUCGAUAACAAAAACUUUAGUAAUUUCCUGUCUCCUUCAUGUUUUUAUGACCCAAUAUCACUUCCGCGGAACCAAUUCAUCACGCCAGAAAAAUUGUGAGAUGUGAAAGUUUCAUGCGAAGAAGGAAAAAUUUUCCAAUGAAAUUAGUCACAAAGAACCUCAGAAAGUUGUGGAUAACAAUAAGGGAAAAUUCAGGUCGCCGUCUGCGACCCGAGCAACUCAAACAAUUCGUUCGUUUCCGAAAAGUUUCAAUAUUCAAAAAGUUUCAAUUUUCAGAUAUAUUUAUUGUAAUGGGCCAAUUUUAAAAGCAGUUAAUGACAUGGGGCUUUACAACGAUUCCAAGACGUUUGUCGACAUGCCCAUGCUUCAGGACCCAGGUCUGUUCUUUCCUUGAGAUAUUUUCAAACAGAUUUCCAGCCAUGGUUUUGUCGGCAUUCAGUUCGGUGUUUGGCAACAACAGCAACUCGAACAAUAUGUCGAAAGUUAGACUUCAAACCUUCAUCGAUCAGUAUUUCAGGUUGGAGUUCAAUAUGAAGCAAUUUCUGUUCAAAAAUCCUCAUCGUUCAUUAAAAACGCUCCUAAAGAUCUACCUUAUGAAACUGCAUCUUAAGCGCCCCUGGAAGCGAACUGGUGGUCUGUACUCCAUCGGAUUGGAAGCCCAACCCGCCAAAGUUGGCAACGAUCCAAGAUCCCAAGCUCCGAGAUUGGGCGCUCCAACUCAACAAUAUCUGGAAAGACCUCUGCAGACAGGUUUCUUCGCUUGAUUUCUCUUGAGUGACAUCUUGACGACAAGGAACGGAAUUUUGAAGCUUUACAACCCACGAGUACGUCACUGAACGAGACUCUAGCUUUUAAAAAACAAACGUUUUUCGACAAUUCCAUGAAGGGUUUUCGAAGACCUAUUAUCUAUUUUAUAAGAAGCUUGCUGGGAUCAAAGUAUACUUACAUGAGCUCUCUUUAGAGUGGAAAAUAUAGGGGGAGUCAACGCUGUUCGAUGCUCAGCCGUGCUCCCUCUAAUAGAUAACCGGGUUUUCAAAGGAAUUUUGAAGUUUAUAUGACUUAGAAAAAUUUCGAAAGAAAUUGGCGAAUAAAAACUUAUCAUAGGAAAGAAUGAAAAUUGUAGGUUAACACGACGAUUCUGGACCACAGUUCUCGUUAUUCAUUGCUCUAUGUUCCGCAUCCGUUCAUCGUACCAGGUGGUCGAUUCCGUGAAUUUUAUUAUUGGGAUGCCUAUUGGAUCAUUAAGGUAAUUUCCCUAUCGAUAAUAUAUUCGAUUGAAACAAAAAAUUCAGGGUCUUAUUGCUUGUGACAUGUAUGAUUCCACGAAGAACAUGAUCCGAAACUUGGCUUCGGUCAUUGACAGGUAUGCAGACGGAUGCGAGUUUUUAUGAAUGUCUCAUUCAAAGCUUGUGGGAAACGUUGAGAGAAAUAAGCGAUUGAAAUUAGGAAAAAUUGUGAAUGAAUAUUUUUCGCGUGUUUGACUUAUGUUCAAACUUUCUUUUACCCCAAAAUUCUGAAGAAAAACAAAAAAAAACUUGCAAAAUAAAUUUUCUUUUGCGCGCAAAGGGGGAUGUUAUAUCCGGAUACAAUCGACCUGCUUACAGUUUUCAUUCACGUGAGAAAAUAUUUUCUUCCGAAAGCGCGCUCUACUGGCAAUAGGCUGCAUUAAAUCCAAAUUUGGACCUUGGUAACGCGAGCGGGACGCGAAUCGGACGUGUCAAGGCAUUUCUAGUGACCACUUCAGUAGCCUCAGCACUCUUAAGUGAUCCCUAGAAUCGCCCAGAAACGUCCGGAGCACGUCCGUUUCGCGUUACCAAUGUCCGAGUAAAAUCGGGUUUUUCACUCCUCUAGAGCAGGCUUGUGCGUCAGGCCGGGCGGCCCGGCCCGGCCCGGGCUUUGGACCUCAUUUUCAGGAAAAAGCCCGCGUGGGCUCGGGCUGGGCCGGGCUUCAAAAAAAUUUGAAAUUUCAUUCAAAAAAAUUUUUCACCGAAAUGUGACUUUUACUUCUGAACUUCAUAGUUUUUGUUAAACUUUAAGAGAAAAAAUGAGCAAAAAAACGUGAUUUUUGUCGUAAAAAAACUUGAUAUCCGACUAGAAAAAAAUUGCGCGAUUCGGGCCGGGCGGGCCAUUUUUUUCUUGAGGCCCGCUAAGGCUGGGCCGGGCUGGGCUUACGAAAUGGUCGAGGGGCCGGGGGGUGACGGGCCGACCCUCGCACAAGCCUGCUCUAGAGGUUUCAAAAUGAUAUAUCACAAUAAAUUUAUUAUACUAAUUUUUAAUUUUUUUGAAGAGAUUGCCUAGCACAUUAGAUAUUUCGAAUGCGCUAUUAUGUUUAAAGCUAUUAAGUCUGCGCAGAUCUGCUUUUGACUGCUAAAAAUUAAAUUUCGCCUUCAUUUUUCAUAUUUCAAAUUUUGAUAGUUUAUCAACGCUAAUCGAAAGUUUCAUUUCAAGUUUUUUUUAAACUUUGAUAAUUUUAUAAUUUACAAUUGAUAUAUGUUUUCUUUUUCUCCAUUUUUUUGAUUUCUGAUGCUUUCAGGUAUGGAUUCGUUCCGAAUGGUGGUCGAGUCUAUUACCUGCAGAGGUCACAACCGCCUUUCCUCAGCGGUAUGGUCUACGAACUGUUUGAGGCGACCGGCGAUGUUGCGUUCGUUGUUGAGAUGUUGCCCACACUCGUCAAGGAGUUGAACUUUUGGGACGCCAACCGGCGGGUGCGGUACAGAGCACGAAACCUUCAUAAUCCGAGAUUUUUCAGAUAGAUAUUGUAAUUAACGGAACUACGCACCAGAUAUACCAGUACAAGACGCCGAGCAACGUGCCGAGGCCCGAGUCCUACAGCGUCGACACGAAAAACGCCGCCAGCAUGACUCCGGCGGCGCAGGCGCAAUUCUGGCAGGACAUCGCCAGUUCUGCCGAAUCUGGCUGGGACUUUUCUACGCGCUGGUUCGCCGACAAGAAGACGUUGACCCAAAUCGAAACGACUAAGGUUUUUUUUUCAAUAUAUAUUCAAAUAGGACGUUAAGAUUCAACACGGUCUCAAAAAAAGUUUCUGUUCAGAUUUUGCCAGUUGACCUCAACGCUGUGGUUUGUUGGAACCUCGACAUCUUGGAGUACUUGUAUGAACGAGCAGGUUUCUUUUUUUGAAUGAUUCCUCUACGUAAAGUUGAAUAUUUCCUUUAUUGUAGGAGAUCAGGCGACUGCGAACAUCUACCGAAGUCGAAGAGCAGUUUUCCGAGACUCGUUCUACCAAGUUUUCUACAACGAAACACAGGGAACUUGGUAAGCGCUAUGGGAAUGUUCUGUACUAUGACUGAAGUAAAAAAAAAGUGCACCAAGAACAAUUUUUAAUUCUUGGCUCCUCGUGGACUUUUAUGAUUAUUCAAUAAAAUGGCUGAUAAACUUGUUUUCAGGUUUGACUACAAUCUUCGGACAAAGCUGCACAACACAGAGUUCUAUCCAUCCAUUGCUGUUCCGCUUUUCACCAAUUGUUUCAAUACUUUGAACACUGGGAAAUCGGAACGAUUGUUCGGUUAUAUGAAGGUAAUAACACAGAGGGAAGAUCUCAGAUUUUUAUUCAGCUUGAAAUUUCAUAAAGUUUGAAGCUCUGUGUUUUUCUUUUUCUUUUUAAUUUUCUUUUUUCCAGACACAUGGGGUUUUCGACUAUCCUUCUGGGAUUCCAACGUCGAUGAUCAAAGGCAGCGGCGAGCAGUGGGACUUCCCCAACGGCUGGAGUCCUUCCAAUCACAUGAUUAUUGAAGGGCUUCGUAAAAAUGCCAAUCCCGAGAUGCAAGACCAGGUUCUUAGUUUUUUUUUUUCCCAAAUGGUAUUUAUGUAAAAAGUUUUUUUAUGGUCAAUAGAAAAGCAUUUUUGGAAAUUCUUUUAAAUUUUUUUCAAAAAAAGAAAGCCGAUAAGAAGGGUUUUUCAAUAUUUUUUUAUUAUUGUGAAGCAGCACUGCAAAAAAAAAAAAUGAUGAAGCAGUUAAAAAGAGAUAGACUGGUAAAUUCAGCGCAUCAUUUUUGAAUUUAAAAAAGUCUUCAAGAUAGUAAAUUUCUACUUUCUCUUUUUUUUUUUUGAGGUUUUGUCUUAAUUGAAAUUGUUAUCACAAAAAUGUUCGCAGUUGUUGGAACUUUUAGAAGGUUGACUGCUCGUUUCCAUGUACGCAGAUGAAUAGUGUGUUUGCAGGGCUUCCAGCUGGCGUCCAAGUGGGUGCUCGGCAACUAUCGCGUGUUCCAGGAGACGGGCCACAUGUGGGAGAAGGUCAGUCACCAUACAACUUGCGAUUCUCCUUCUUCUGCCAAAAAAGCUCCGUGUAAAGUGGGAUGGCAAGGAGGAGCGGCUAUUAUGCAAAACGAAAGGCUUACAAGCUCUCAUAAGUGUGCCAGAAGUGGGGCCUGGCCGACAUGAUGAAGUUUCGCUUCUCAUUUGAAUUUCAAUUGCUGCUGCUCAGCUCCUACGGUAUCGACGAGCCACAGUAUCCUCCUAUGACAGAUGGGUGGAUAAGUGAGGCACUGAGAUUAGCAUGAAGCGGAUUCUGGCCGUGGGAAAAAAGCGUCGCCGUUGGGGCCAAGGUCUUCCGCAAAGUGACGCCAGAGUGGUGUCGAUUAGGCGAUCUCGCGUCCAGAUACCGUAGUCCUUCAGAUUAACACGUCAAACUCUGUUACUCCUCUCUGAACUUUUUUUCCUGGAAAAGUCGGAAGUAGUUUGGAAAUCUGAUUUGUAAGCUGCAACGUCACAAAAUAUUUAUAUGCUUCAAUAUUUUGAAAAUUUCUUUGAGUUUUCAAAGACAUAAAAAAAAUUAAGUCUGAAAAAAACUGUUUUUGUCUUCUUUUUUUCUUUCCUUUCCUUGAAUUACUUUGAAAUCGCUAAAAAGAGUUAAAUUUUUUUAAAACAACUUUUUUAUGGACUAAAAAAAUUGAAACCGUUUCCCUGAAACCUUUUGAAACGUUUCGUGAUGCCAUUAUCUCCGUAAAAUUGCCAAAAAAAAUGCUGUUUUUGACCCUUUUUUCAGUGGCUUCUAAGGUUUCAGACCAUUAACGGAUGGCGGUGAAUGCCUGUAGCUGAAAAAGCAAAUAACCAGCUGGAACCGAUAUGUUUGAAAAAUUAGAAAAUAAUUUUUUAUCUGAAAAAAACCAGUAAAGUACUUCUGCGAGCUGCACCAUAAAAAAAUACAAAUACAUCAUUUACUCCCUUGAUCAAAGUUUCUCGGGAAAGUUUGCGAAUUUCAAAAGUAGCCAGAGUGAAAUUUUCGAUCACUUCCUGUAAAUUCCUAUUAAUAACAGCCCAGUGGGGAGCAUCUGUAGCAAAAAAGACGAUAAGACAAACAGGUUGGUUAUUUGUGCAAGCUGUUAAUCCUUGCGAUAACAUCCGAGACAACGGUUUUCCUGGUCAAUCAUGACGAUAACGAUCGCCUGAGCAGCGUUGCCCAACCGAAUCAACACCGCGGAUCGGGAUUAGCGAGAGGUUGACACCUGUUUGGCGUGGCGGACGACAAGGUCGUCAUCCUGCUUCGGGUCGUCACACUAAUCGACUACUCUUUGUCUUCCAAGGCUUUUAAAGGAUUUACAUAAAAAGUCACUGAAUAGGAAUAUGUUUAAGUAUAGGCGGAACGUGUACGAAGGCUUCUGGGAACUGGAAAAAAAGUGGAACUUUGGAAAGUCUAUCGGACUACUCCUGCAGAAACCAUAAUGCCGUGUUCAAAGCAAUUUUCGCCGAAUACAACACUAUCUUGACUCUCUAAAAUUAAGUUAUAUUUUUCUUUCUCUAACGGUUAUUUUAAAUUUCGCUGAAUCAAUUUGAAUACGGCAUAUUCCACCCUCCCCCGCCUCCCAAAAAAUAUUUCGAACUGUAAUCUCGCCAAUGACUUCAUUAACAGGGUUGCCGCAAAGAUGGGCGGCGCAGGCAUUUGAUCGCUUUAUUAUUUUGAUCGGCUGGUUUCUCGAUUGUACUUCACUUGACUGAAGGAGGAGGCAAAAAUAAUAAAAAAAGAGUGGGAAAUGGAAAAGGUGACAACUGUCAAUCGGAAGGUCAAUUGGCUCGCGCCACCAACGGCAUUCCUUGUCCAAAUGAGACACUUCACUUGAUCGUCGGCUCGUUUUGUCUGGUUUUUGUUGUUGUGCGCGAGAAUCUUCAACCCGUCUAUUAUUUGACUUUAACGCAACUACUUAAUGAAUGGUAGAGUGGAUUUUUCUAAAAAAAAACAGAGGGCGGCGACAAAAAAAUAAAAUGUUGAUGUUUUUCCUGAAUUAAAAAAAUCGAAUUGUUUGAUAGAUAAAGAUAAUUUCUUUUUAAACUUUUUUUGAUUUUUCGUUGAAAAAAAUUAAAAAAACUUUUUAAGUUUACUUGAUUGCUGUGGUGAGACGAAAAGCAGCUUUUUGUGUGAAUUAUCAAAAUAUUAUUCAAAAAAUUGUUUUAGUUCAAAGAUUACUUCUGUUGUGCUAGAAACAUUUGUUAAAUUUUCGCUUCCGUCAUUAUUCAACAAAAAUUUUUAGCCUAAAACCCUCUACUCUUGUACAUUUUCGAAGUCUGUCUUAUAAAAGGGCUUAUACUUGAGAACUUGAGUCCGGCUGUCGCGCAUCCCCGUUGACAUAGGCUGAUCUCGCGAACAAGCACUUUACAAAUUAGCAAUUAUCGCAUUGAGUGUGUAAACGGCGGGUCUGGUUGAAAUCAAAUGGAAUUAGCAUAAAUCGGGGUGCCAGAAGGACCUUUCCAAUAGACACACAUAGACACUUAAUAAAGCGUCGCAUGUGCAGAUCGUGUCAAGGGCUUUUUGCUCCGAAAUCACGGCUGUCACAGCCGGAUUCGGCUUGUCGAACAUGCUCAACUUUUAAUUUGACAUUUGAGAUGAGUUGAGUUGAAUAGAGUUGGAAGAGAAGGAUACUAGAUGGUUUACGGUAAAACUUUUGUACACUUGUCAAAGUUUCAGAAAAAUACAAAAACGAAGUGAAUGAUUUCUAAAACUGCGAAAGAUUUCAUUCGCGUUUUUUUUCACUCACUAUGAGAUUUUUCUCCGAUCAAGAAAACUUCAUCUUCUAUUCGAGAAAAAUGUUUAGUUAAAAAUAGUUUUUUCCCAAAAAGCAUUCCAAAAAGCUUUCAGAAAAAAACAGCACCCCUUUUUUUCAAAUUUUUGGUAAUCGCUAACAAACUUUUUGAUUUUGUUUUUUUUUAGAUUGAAGGCUUAAGAUGAUUUAUUCGAAAUAAACUUCGUCUAAAAAGGAUUAUAAGGAGUACAUUGACCUAUUUUUAAACUUUUUUUGACAUAAUAUAUAUAUUUAUCUUCUUUAAAAAUCCAAAGAAAAAAAGUAACGAGAUUUGUUUCGUAUCAAAUAUCCUAUAUGGACUGUCCAUUAGUGUCAGUCGCCGUUGUGUUGCUGAGACCAUUAGGCCGGUUAAUUGGAUUUGCGACUCUGCUUAUCUCCACUAUCAUCCUUUAUACUUGCAAUAUCCCUCUGAUUUUCCUUCUGACAGAAGUUUUUCAGUACAACGUGACGGGAACCUAUCCUCAACCAGGCUCUGGUGGAGAAUACAAUGUACAGGUCCGUUAUCAAAAUGUAGUUUUCAACCAAAAAGGGUUAUUAGAACGGGUUCGGCUGGACGAACGGAGCAAUCUUGGACCUGCUGGUGACGUACAACGACCGACUGGCUGUGUCGCCGCCAGAAGGAAGCUCGGCGGCUUCGAAGUUGGUCAUUCCGACAGCGAUCAUAGCCCUUGUUUCAAUACUCGCGAGAUGCAUAUAA